AUAGUGCUCCAAAUCAGCUGGGAUUGGCUGCAGGUUAUCAUGGUGAGCACAGGUGCAUGGGCCAGGGAGGGGAGCCCAUAAUGAGCACCGCCCUGGCAGAGGAGAGAGAGAGAGCACAAAGGAAAAAAACAAACAAAACACAGAGUCAGCCGACAUCUAGAAUGAGUCGUAUAAAGGAUAGACAUCGCUUGGUUUUGCAACAUGUUGUGAUCCUCAUUUUUUUAACACAAUCUUGUGGUGGUCAGCAUCAGAUGAUUGGUCCAACUCAGCCAGUAGUGGCCAUGAUUGGUGAUGACAUCAUUUUGCCAUGCCACCUGGAACCUGCUGUGGAUGCUGUUGACCUGACUGUGGAUUGGUCCAGAAAGGACCUCAAACCUAGAUCUGUCUAUGUGAGGCGAGAGGGUGUGGAGCUUCUGACUGAGCAGAAUCCUUUGUACACAGGAAGAACAUCACUCUCUGUCAACAAACUGCAGUGUGGAGACGUUUCAUUGAAACUCUCCACAGUGCAACUCUCUGAUGCAGGAACAUACAAAUGCCUUGUACCUAAAUUUAAUGCAGAAACUGUGGUGACGCUUGCUGUAGGUUCAGUUUCCUCACCAGUCAUAGAACUCACCAAUGUCAAAAAUAAAAUGGUGUUAGAGUGUAAAUCUAAUGGCUGGUAUCCAGAGCCUCAGAUGUUGUGGGUGUACAGUGAGGGAAAACCCAUUUCUGUGGAACCUACAAAGAUUGUCAGAGGUUCUGAUGGCCUCUAUACUGUCAGCAGUAAAGUGACUGUGGAGAAAGGACAGAGCUACAGCUUCACCUGCAAAGUUCAACAGAAGAAUAUCAGUCAAAUCAAAGAGACACACAUCCAUGUUUCAGGUGAUCUCUUUAUGGUCCAGUCUAAUACUGCUGUUCACAUUAUCAUCAACUUGGCUGUCUGUUUAAUAAGCGUCGGGACAGUAAUAUUCGUAAUAUGGAAGUGUGGACAAAAGAAAACCGAAAACAAAAGACUUGAAGAUGAGUUUCAGAACAAUGAGGAAGACUUAGAACAUGUCCAACAAACCAUUAAAAAACUCAAGGAGCAGAAGACAUCUCUGAAGAAUCAGAGAGAAAAACUCAUCACACUGAUUCAGGAGGACAAGACAGAGAAGAAAGAAAUCAUGUUGGAGACUAUCCCAGCUUUGGCUUUGGAUAAAGGCAAACAAAGGCAAAAGCUUACAAAUAAAGAAAAGGACCUGGAAAAGAGAAUGGAAGUACAUGAUGAACUGUUAAAGAUGACAGACAAACUAAUGGAGGAAACAGAGAACAUUAUAAUCCAGAUGACAGAAAGAAAGGGAAAGUUAGAAAAAGACAAGGAACAAAUUAUUAAACACUUGAGAGAGAAACAAAGAAAUGAAAAAGAUUUUGAAGAAACUGUCAGAGAAACAAGCGAGAAACAAUGAACAGGUGUGUAAGAACCCAGGAUGAGUUUUUCUUUAAUAUGUCUCAUGCUAAAAUCACACAUACAAACUGUCAUGUUGUGUUCAGUUUAUGUUCCCUUUUUUUUAUGUUCCCAGUGUCUUCAGUAGUGAACCUAACCCUAUUUUUUUUUCUUUUUUCCUCAGCAAGCAACAGAGUAACACGAUAAAUAAAACAUGGAUUUUGCAUUGCUGUCAUUUUGCGAUGCGAUACCUGAUGUCUUUAUUUAUUUGCUUUAAAUUUAUAUUAUAUACAAGACAUUUUGACUGUAUUUUAUCAUAGGAGAUUUUGUUAUGAUAAAAUGUAUCAAUAUUAUUUAAUCUUUUUAAUCUUCUGUCUGUGUGAAAGUAAGAAUUACACUGUGAGAGAAAGAAGAAAAUAUGAAAAUAUGCUGUAUGUAUUGUAUUGUUGUGAGAUCUGGGGUAGAAAGAGACUAAAGUCCCCCCCAGUCAUCUCUAGAUCAGAGGUGAGAGAGAUUAAAAGGUCUUAAUAUUCAGACUUAUGUGAGUAAGGCCACACACAAGGUCACACUAAUACGUUUUCGUUUGAAAACGCAACUUUUUCUCUCCGUUUUGGCCUUCAGUCCACACUGAGACGGCGUUUUCAGUCAAGGAAAAUGGAGCGUUUUGAAAAUGUUCUUCAAAGCGGAUACAUUUAAAAACGCCGUUUUCGCAUCGCAGUGUGAACAGCGUACCUGGAGCCUUUUUGAAAACUAUGACGCAUUUUAGUCAUGUGAUGCAUUCAUGUGACCAAUUAAACUAAGACAGCGGAGGGCAGUUGUUACAGCAGUUGUUUUGUUUGCUCUCAAUUUUGA
This is a messenger RNA of Haplochromis burtoni (Burton's mouthbrooder), 2254 nucleotides long. RefSeq names its product butyrophilin subfamily 3 member A2. NCBI's taxonomy places the organism in Eukaryota, Metazoa, Chordata, Actinopteri, Cichliformes, Cichlidae. Bases 57 to 1424 code for a protein of 455 amino acids. The record is from RefSeq and is a predicted model, not a curated record. The transcript is spliced from 6 exons.